Centruroides sculpturatus (bark scorpion) is the source of this 2446-nucleotide messenger RNA. Its product is annotated as golgin IMH1-like. The transcript is spliced from 17 exons. The record is from RefSeq and is a predicted model, not a curated record. The coding region runs from base 102 to 2267 and encodes 721 amino acids. Lineage: Eukaryota; Metazoa; Arthropoda; Arachnida; Scorpiones; Buthidae.
UUUACAUUAUUAACUCCUUUAAGCAACAACUGUUUCAAUUAUUUAAUCAAUAAAUUAUACGUUCGCAUUAAUUUUCAAUUAGAUUAGUGAAAAAAUUAAGUAUGGAUACAAAAACGUUUACAUUGAAUCAACUAAUAGAUGUUGCUUUAGAUUGUCCCGAAAUGGGAACAGUAAAUUUCAAAAUUCUUCGAACAGUACUAAAAGUUAUUGUAAGAGAAUUGGAUAUUCAUGAUAUAAGAGCUAGAGUUCCAGUUAAAGAUCUCCAAGAAGCUGCAACUUUGAUGAAAAGUGCUCCAAAGAAAAGAAAGAAAAUACCAGAAAAGAGUACAAGUGCUGUUAAUUCUAAAACUACUUCUGAAACUUCUUCGAAAUCUCAAACUUUCCAAGAAUCGAAGCAAUUUAAAUCAAUCGAAGAAAUGAAAAAACACUCGUCCAGUCAAUUAAUUUUGGAAGAACAGCCAUCAGAAAUGUCGCCGAAAAGUGAUGAAGAAGAAAAUGGAGAAGGUAUAGAACUUCUCGAAGAUGUGUGUGAUGAAAAUGAAGUUCACACUUCCAGUUCUACGUUAAAAUCAGCUUCUAAACUGGACACAAGAAAGGAAGAUUCAGAAGGUUCUGCAAUAAACUUAUCGAUGCAAUCAUUAGAAGAAAUUCUAAAUGAAGAAGCGGGAAGUAAUGAUUCAGAGAUGAUUACCGUUUCUGAAUCAAAAACAUUGUCUGAGUGCAAAUCGACAAGCAGCAUAACAGAAAUUUCGACUUAUUCAGUUGAAACGCAUAAAAAAUUGAAAAGAUCUAUAUCUGACUUGAAAACUGUUUCUUCUGAUACAUAUUGUACUGGAAAUAGAUGGAUGGUUGGAAAUAUGUGGAAAACAAUGAAUUUCUCUAAAAGAAUUGAUGCGAUUGAACAAGGCAUGGAUAAAGUAGUAACUGCUUUAAAUAAUUACUCGCGAAGCAUCGACAAACAAAGAAAAGAUUUUGAAAGGAAGAAAAACGAAGAUAAUAAAAUUGUACGGGUAAUCGAAGAGAAUUUUGAAAGUUUGAUGAACUCUCUUAAUUUGGCAGAAGCUCGAUUAGAAAUGGUAGUAUUCAAGGAAGAAUAUUUAACCAUCAAAAACGAUCACCAAAAUAAAUUAGAUGAACAGUCGACUAAAUUAGAAAAUUUACGUCUUGUCACAGAAAAGUUACGUAACAUAGUUGAUGGCAAUAGGAAAGUGUGGGAUCUUUUUGAAGUAACUGAUUUAUUAGAAGAACGUCUUAAAUUUGUUGAGGAAAAUACUGGUUUAUCACAUGAAGUGGAAAGAAGUUAUGAUUUAUCGACGCUUGGAAAUAAGUUUGAUGAGUUUGUGGAUAAGAUACAACCUAUGAUUGAUAGGUUACAAAAGGAAGAGGAGCUAGACCAGGAAAUGGAAGAUGCCAACAUUACAGAACAAUUAAUGAAUGUGCGUUUAAAUGUGAAACAAAUUUUUAAAGAAAUUGGUAUACUAAAAGAAGAAAUUAAAGUGCUACAGUUCGAUUUUGACAAGCAAGAAAAAACUACUCAGAUGUUGGUAAAAGCCAACGAAACAGGAUUUAAUGAAGAGGAUAAAGUAGAAUUUUAUGAUAUGCAAAAACGUUUAAAAAUUCUAGAAAAAGAUUGUGAGCAAUUGGAGCAUUUGGACGAAAUUCAAUCUGCCAUUGCCGUAAUAAAUAAUAAUAAAGCUAAUAAUUCUGAAGUGGAAAAUGCAUUGGCACAGAAAGCCGAUUUACAAACUGUAAAGAAUAAAAUUGAUAAAGAUGAAUAUUUAACAACAUGUGAAGGAUUAAAUAAUAAUAUUGCAGAAAUGAUGGCAAAGAUUACUUUACAAGAACACAGUCUUAUCAAAACUGUGGAUACUCUUACGACUGAAUUGGAUCAUAAAGUAGAAAAAAUUGAAUUAGAAAAUAUGACUGAAGUCCUUCAAUCUCGUUUGAAAGCCAUAGCUAUAAGAUUGAAACAUUUACAAUAUAUUGUAGAAUGCGAAGCACCGAUUCCUGCUGGAAUAAAAUCGUCAUUUGCAAAAUGUAUUUCAUGCGAAAGGCCAGUUCAUAAGAAUCAAAAUACAUUACUCAGAAGAACACCUGAAGGUAUGAAUCGCCCAAUAACAAAUUUGCAGUCUCCACAAAACGUAUUUCUUGAUGAAAUUUAUGGCCCCACUAAUGAAUGUGAACAUACAGGAAGAUAUGUGGGUGGAGAACAUACCACAAGAACAAUUAAUAAAGAAUUCCAAACAUCAUUUCCUAAAAUUUCCUAAAGCCAAACAUGGAAAUAAUAUCAUGAAUAUAUUAUAUAGUUUAUAUAAGAUAUAAUAUAUACUUAAUUUAUACUUUAAAAAACAAAAUUAUUUUUACAGUGUGCACUUAGAUCCAGUAUCAGGUCGAAAUAAUUCAAAUUUUAUGGGUAAUAUCAGAAAUUAUUACAUUUAACGGAAAG